This is a messenger RNA of Lichtheimia ornata, 2193 nucleotides long. RefSeq lists its product as uncharacterized. The transcript has 15 exons. Gene Ontology annotation, molecular function: hydrolase activity, acting on ester bonds. The coding region runs from base 1 to 2193 and encodes 730 amino acids. The record is from RefSeq and is a predicted model, not a curated record. NCBI's taxonomy places the organism in Eukaryota, Fungi, Mucoromycota, Mucoromycetes, Mucorales, Lichtheimiaceae. Gene Ontology annotation, biological process: phospholipid catabolic process.
AUGAGGCUCCUCUCAUCGUUCCUUGCACUGCUGCCAGCAGCAGCCAUGGUGCUGUCCUCGGUCUCAGCUGCACCCACUGCACCCAAAAAGAACAAGAUUGUUCCUGGCAAGGAUUUUGAUCGCAUUGUUAUUGUCGUCUUUGAAAAUCAAGAUUAUGAAGACGCUGCUGCCGAUCCUUACUACUCGACCCUGGCUGAAAGACAUGAUGGCAUCCAACUUACCAAUUACUUUGGCUUGACCCAUCCCUCGCAACCCAACUAUGUUGGCAUGAUCAGUGGUUCCACCGAUGGCGUCGUCUUGGAUACCAACUCGGACAUCGAUCGCAAGUCGAUUGUAGAUCUCCUCGAAACAAGAGACAUCUCUUGGAAAGCCUACAUGGAAGGGUAUCCAGGUGAUUGCUUCCAAGGCCGUAAGAAUGGUACCUACUAUCGCAAGCACAAUCCCUUCAUGUCCUUCACCAACAUUUCCAACACCACCCGCUGUGACAAUAUUGUCAACGCUGACCAGCUUGACAAAGACAUUGCCAACAAUGACGUCCCCCAGUUUGUCUACUACACCCCUGAUAUCAACAACGAUGGUCAUGACACCUCACUCGAAUUCGCAUCCAACUGGACCAAGUCGUGGCUUGAGCCUCGUCUCAAGGAAAAGGCCUUUACCGAAAACACCCUAUUUGUUAUUACUUGGGAUGAAAACAAGACUUGGGUUGUCAAAAAGAAUCAAGUUCUCACCGUACUCCUGGGACCUGCUGUGAAGAGAAGCGCACUCACUGAUGGCGUCAAGUACGACCAUUAUUCUAUUCUCAGAUCCGUUGAAGACAACUGGGAAUUAGGCAACCUUGGUGAAAAGGAUGUUGAUGCUACACCCUUCAUUCUCAAAGAUCAAGCCGAAAAUGGUGCAUCAGGCAAGAUUAAGAAUGUUGUUUUGUUGGUCAUGGAAAAUCGAUCUUUUGAUCGUAUGGCUGGAUGGUUCAAAUAUUCGGAUCAAAUCGACGGCCUUACAGGAAAGGAAUUCAAUCUCGAGGACCCAACCAAUUCUUCUAGUACCAAGAUUUACGCUACCAACAAAGGCUUACUCAAGGAUCCUAGAGACCCACCUCAUGAACAUGAAUGGGUCACCCAACAGAUCACUGGCAAUGAGACCACACCUACCAGUGCCCAGUUGCAUGAUACUUCCAUGGGUGGAUUUGUUGCUAGUUUUGUCAAGCAAUUCCCAGAGGUCGCUGGAAACGAAACUGCCAUGGCACAAGCAAUGAAUGGCUUUGACCCUUCAUCCAUCCCCAUUACCUAUGAGCUUGCAAGCAAUUAUACCAUCUUUGAUCGUUGGUUCUCGUCUUUCCCUGGUUCCACUAUGCCCAAUCGUAUGUUUGUGCAUUCGGCUACAUCCGAUGGCGAGAUGGUGACUGAUGGCUGGAAGUACAUUGGUGGCUAUUCUCAGCGUACUAUUUAUCACAACCUGGCAGAUGCUGGUAUCGAUUGGGCCAACUAUUAUCAAAUUAUUCCUUCCUUGCUCAUUUUCAACAAGCUACGUCUUGGUUACCUCAAGAACUAUCAUAAUUGGGCAACAUUCAAGAGCGAUGCUGCUGAUGGCAAGUUGCCACCCAUGACCUUUAUUGACCCUGCCUACUUUUCCAUUGGCGAAUGUAUCCCUGAAAAUGACAACCAUCCACCCGCUGAUGUCGCUGAGGGUGAAAAGCUGCUUAAAGAAAUCUAUGAGACUCUUCGUGCAUCACCCCAAUGGAAUGAAACCUUGUUCAUUGUUACGUAUGAUGAGCAUGGCGGUUACUAUGAUCAUGUACCUACCCCCUUGAAGGAUAUUCCCAAUCCCGAUGGCAAGGAAACUGAUGGCUUCAAGUUUGAUCGAUUGGGUGUUCGCGUACCAACACUUUUGAUUUCUCCCUGGGUCGAAAAGGGUGGUGUCAUUCAUGCUCCCAAUGGUCCUUCCAAGAAUUCAGAAUACGAGCAUUCUUCUAUUCCUGCCACCAUCAAAAAGCUAUUCAACCUUCCCAAUCAUUUGACUAAACGUGAUGCCUGGGCUGGUACCUUUGAGCAUGCCAUCUCGCUUGACAAGCCACGCACCGAUUGCCCAGAGACACUCUCUGAACCACCAGCUCCUGUCGUUGAUACCAAACCCGAUAACAAAUUUGAGGAGGCCAUUUGCAAUGGUCUCAAGGAUAUUCUCCAAGGCGAACAUUAA